AUGCUCCGCACGAUACAGAUCGUCGAGGCGAAAGAAGCAACGAGACUAGACGCAGCUGAACGAGUGGCCGGACCUCCAGCCCCUCCUCCUCCAGCUCCACCCCUAGUGCCACCCCCACCACCUCCACCACCCCCACUACUCCCUCCACCCCCGCCUCCUCCCCUGCCGCCUCCACCUCCUCCUCCCCCACCACCUCCACCGCCACCACCGCUGCCCUCGCCACCCCCACCACCCCCGCCCCCCCCACCCUUGCCACCCUUGCCCUUGCCACUGCGGCGCUUCCCGCUAGGAGCAGAAGCAGCACCGACCUCCUCAGCACCGAAGAGGUCAACAGCAGCAGCAGAGGCAACAGAUGACGCGAGCAGGGAGGGGGAGCACCCCUCAAAGACAGAGGGGGCACAGCGCAGCAGCAGCAGCUCAUGCGCAGCAGCAGCAGCAGCAGCAGCAGCAGCAGCAGCAGCAGCAGCAGCAGCAGCAGCAGCGCAGUGCGAGCGGUAG
Messenger RNA from Closterium sp. Naga37s-1, 498 nucleotides. The record is from the annotation of a GenBank genome assembly. Lineage: Eukaryota; Viridiplantae; Streptophyta; Zygnematophyceae; Desmidiales; Closteriaceae.